Talpa occidentalis (Iberian mole) is the source of this 2862-nucleotide messenger RNA. RefSeq names its product cell division cycle associated 7 (gene CDCA7). Gene Ontology annotation, biological process: regulation of DNA-templated transcription. Bases 318 to 1601 code for a protein of 427 amino acids. Gene Ontology annotation, cellular component: nucleus. The transcript is spliced from 11 exons. The record is from RefSeq and is a predicted model, not a curated record. NCBI's taxonomy places the organism in Eukaryota, Metazoa, Chordata, Mammalia, Eulipotyphla, Talpidae.
GACUUUAGUUAGGUGUAGAUCAGAACUGAACUUGGAGAACACUGAUAUAAGGCUUAGACAGAGAAAAAUUGUCUUGAAGCAGAGAAGAGGGCAAGUUAAGAACAGUUGAGAUUGCAGAGAUAUUUGUUAGGUGGAACCUAGGAGAGAAAUUGCAUCUUUAUUGCCAAGUGAAGUAGGAAGUGGAGUCCUCAGCCAAGAGAGGUAGUCAGACCCCUUUACAGCAUGCAAGUUUGAGAGUCCUGGGUGCCCCUAAUCUGAAGCAAAAGGAUCUCAGAGUAAAGAACUUCAAGAAAUUCAGAUAUGUGAAGUUGAUUUCCAUGGAAACUGCGUCAUCCUCUGAUGACAGUUGUGACAGCUUUGCUUCUGAUAAUUUUGCAAACACAAAACCUAAAUUCAGGUCAGAUAUCAGUGAAGAACUGGCAAAUGUUUUUUAUGAGGACUCUGAUAAUGAAUCUUUCUGCGGCUUUUCAGAAAGUGAGGUGCAAGAUGUAUUAGACCAUUGUGGAUUUUUGCAGAAACCAAGGCCAGAUGUCACUAACGAACUGGCCAGUAUUUUUCAUGCCGACUCUGAUGAUGAAUCAUUUUGCGGUUUCUCAGAAAGUGAGAUACAAGAUGGAAUGAGACCACCUUCGGCCCGCAUGGGCUGCAGGACCCGCAGCCAGGGCAGACUUGCUGGACAGCUCCGCGUGGCCAUGAAGUUUCCAGCUCGGAACACCAGGGGAACAGCCGCCAAAAAAACAGCGGUCCCUGAACCCUUAGAGAAUUCUGUGACCGAUUCCAAUUCUGAUUCAGAAGAGGAAAGCGGAGUGAAUUUUUUGGAGAAAAGAGCCUUAAAUAUAAAGCAAAACAAAGCAAUGCUGGCAAAACUAAUGUCAGAACUGGAAAGCUUGCCUGGCUCAUUUCCUGGACGGCGUUCCCUCCUAGGCCCCCGUUCACAAUCCAAGACGCCCCGGAGACGUACCUUCCCAGGCGCGGCUUCUCGGAGAAACCCUGAACGGAGAGCUCGCCCUCUAACCAGGUCAAGGUCCCGGAUUCUCGGGUCAUCUAGCACUGUACCCACAGAGGAGGAGGAGGAGGAGGAGGAGGAGGAGGAAGAUAAGUACAUGUUGGUGAGAAAGAGGAAGACCAUAGAUGGCUACAUGAAUGACGAGGACAUGCCCAGAAUUCGUCGCCCUGGCUCCAUGACUCUCCCGCAUGUAAUUCGUCCAGUGGAAGAAAUUACAGAAGAAGAGUUGGAGAAUAUUUGCAGCAACUCUCGAGAGAAGAUAUAUAACCGUUCAUUGGGAUCAACUUGUCAUCAGUGCCGCCAGAAAACUAUUGAUACAAAAACAAACUGUAGAAACCCAGAGUGCUGGGGAGUUCGAGGCCAGUUCUGCGGUCCUUGCCUUCGAAAUCGUUAUGGUGAAGAGGUCAGGGAUGCUCUUCUGGACCCAAACUGGCAUUGCCCUCCUUGUCGCAGAAUCUGCAAUUGCAGCUUUUGUCGGCAGCGUGAUGGGCGGUGUGCGACUGGGGUCCUUGUGUAUUUAGCAAAAUACCAUGGCUUUGGGAACGUGCAUGCUUAUUUGAAAAGUCUGAAACAGGAAUUUGAAAUGCAAGCAUAAUAUUUGGAAGAUCCAUGGCCUGCCUUCCACUGCACAAAUCUUCCUUGUUAAAGCUUUCAGUUUUGUUGUGUGAUUGAAAUCUGAGCAAAUAAGUUUAGUGAGCAGUGUGUUUUAUAGGAAACUCAGAUCAAGUGACUCUCUUUAGACAUGCAUGUGUUUCUGAGCAUCAUGGAGGUAAUUGCUGGCUCCACUUUGCCCUCCUGCUGUUUCUCCUUGGCUUUGCCUCACUCCUCACCCCAUAACAUCCCCCCCGCCCCCGUUUCCGGUGGUUCUGUCCCCAUGCAUUGUUUCUGAGUUCUUUUUAAAUGACAGUUUUAUGAAAGCACGUUUGAUUUCAUUGGUGUUGAAAUAGCCCUGGAACCUACCCAUAAAACCAAGCACUUAGAAACACAGUAGUGGUGUUAACCAGCUACAUUUACUGAAUUCCAGAGACCAGCCUUCUAACUUGUUUCCAUGAAGACAAUGGAUGUGAUUGAGUUUUAACAGAAUCAAGGCACAGAAGUCUUAAAGCAAUGUGGAAAAAUUAGGUAAUUGUUGGAAAGUGGAGUAUAUCCUUUUGGAUGUCUCAUGAGAAUAUUCCAUGUAUCGUGCUUCCUAUGCAGGUUGUCCCACUUGAGACUCAGUUGCCGCUGAUUUCUUCCACCAUGAGAUUAAGUGCUGCAUCUGAUGCACACACGAGCCGAAGGCGAGUGAGCAUUGCUGCGCUUGAAAUCAUUAUAAAAAAGACAUCCUGGGGCAUCAGGAUGGGGAGGCUUUGGGAAUAGGCAGAUUUGAAUUGAAGCUGUAAAACUUGAAUUUAACUGUUGCUUACCAAGUUUAUUUCAGUUCAUAUAUAAAUAAAUUCUUGACCAUUUUACCUGGAAAAACUGAUUCUAAUACAAGCGCGUGAUUCUUUGAAGUUUUUGCUUUCUUGAAGAAAUGAUACACUAGCACAAGACUCAAGUUGAUAUCUUAAGCACUUUUAGAACAGUGAGAUGUGCCUUUUUAGAGAUGGGAGACUUUCCACAGUUGAACUUCAGAUUUUGGGCAGACUUCAUGUGCCAUCUCCCUCUGUCCCUUUGUAUUAAUCAGUCAUUUGCUGGAGAUGGGAUCUGAGUGCUGGUGUGUUAACUUUGCAUGUGCAGUUGCUGCACCUAUUUGGUAUUUGAUGUGAAUUGGACUUCAGAUCAAUACAAUGUAAAUAGAGCUUUUGAUCUGUAAUGCUUUUUUUAUACAAAGGUUUUUAUUUUAAUAAUAAAAUGUUUUGUUCCAGUUUGUCUCC